AUGUCUGUGCAGGGCAAGGACAGUGACCUCGACCACAAAAGUACUGAUGAGCAGGUGGAGAACACUGUGUUCACAAGACUGAAUAGUUUAAGAACAAUGGGAAGACCGAGUUUUGCACAGGCGCCAGAAAAGGCCUCUCACGUUCUGACUUUCGCACACACUACAAAAGCUCAGGAGAAGACCAGGAAACGACAGCAGCGGGUAAAACUGGAGCCUCUGCCAGUGCUAAAAGUCUACCAAGAUCACAAGCAGCCAGAUUAUAUCCAUGAACAGAACCGGCGUCAGUUAAUUGCUUCUGGGAUCCUAAAGCGCCCAGCAGUACCUGGUCAAAGAAGUUCUGGUCAGCCUGAGUCACCUGCUCCUUUGCUUGAGAAUCAAGAGUUAGUAAGAAAGCAGACACAGCACUCUGCUGAAACAUUCGCUCCUUCUCCACCUAAGCUUCCACGUGGCGGUCAUGGGAAAAGAGGUCUCCUCAAGGCUAGAUAUUCAAUUUACCCCAAACUAACUUUCAAUGACCGGGAAGAGGUCAUUAAAGCCAACAUCUGUGAUCCUUUGCAAAUCAUUAGAAUCGUAUCUGAGAAUGAAAAUCUUGGAUUUCUUUAUAUGAUUCCUGCAGUGGCGAGGUCUUCCAUUGAAUAUGAUACGUAUAAUCUGAAAAUUGUAAGUUAUGAGAACAUCAAUAAAAACGACUACUAUACUAUUAGCAAAAGUGCAGUGACACACAUUUACAAUGAAGACAUUGAGUAUAUUGAACUCAAUCGAUGGGAACAGGAAUAUCUGUAUCACAGAGAACUGAAGAAGAUUCCAAUAUUCUCACUUUUCCGGAAAUGGAAGGCUUUUAAUGUAUGGAAGAAAAAUGUCCGCUCCAAGAAAAUUACCGAGUCUCGAAAUUCUUUACAGAAAAAUUUGUUCAUCGUUAGUCCUUUUUUGCGACCAGCUCUUCUUAAAAUAAAUGAAUUGUGUUAUCUGUUAAAUUUUAUGGGACUUUGCCACAUUGAAAAAGGACAUACGUACACCCUGCUAGAAUUUAAAAGUGCACAAGUCGUACGGCUAGAGGAGGUGACAGAGCGCCUGGAUGAUUUCAGAAAGGAGGCAAAAGACAUAGUGAGGCAGGCCUGCCGCAUUGCUCUCCAGGCUGCCGGAUUUACCCCGGAUGACUGUGUGCAUGAACACCGGAUGGACUAUCCCAGGAAAAUGGGAAGUUCCGGUUACACUGAUAUGCAAUUUGAACUGUCCACUUAUGGCGAGUCUGAGAAAAUGACAUAUACAGAACAGGCCAGCAAAAGGCAUCAUUGCAUGAGGCUAACAUGCUUUAUUCGUCUAAAUGACUAUCUAAUUGAGAACACACUGCAUGUCCUAGUGGUAAACGCUGUUAACACUCUUCUGAAUUAUCUUACUGACAAGUUAAAACGAACACCUCCAGCAGAUGUCAUUCAGAAAUGGAUUACUGAAGAGAAGCCCGAAGUCACUGAUAAAAAGGUACCACCUUUGUUGGAAAAGCAAGAGGAGGACGAAUCUCUCAUACCCAUGUUUCUCACCGAACUGAUCUUGACGGUCCAGUCCCUCCUUUUUGUGCCCUCCUUGGAAGACUUUCUGGAUGGUAUUUCCGGUGCAAUUAAUCAGUUUCAAAGCACGGUGCUCUCAGUUUCUAAUCUGGUGCCUGAUUCAUAUUUCAAUGCUUUCACCAGCCCUUACAUUAACAACAAGCUUGAAGAAAAAACAUGUGGCAUGGGACCAAGCCUAUUAGCAGUAUUGGAUGAUGAUAAGAAUUUUCACUUGAUUAUCCAUCAAAUAAAGGAAGCUAUUAAGGCAGCAUUUGAAACUGCCCAGUUAUAUGCAGCGACCUUUGAAAAGUUCCAGAUAUUCUUCAAGGAAAAUGAAAGUCUUGAUUUACAAGCUCUGAAACUUCAGGAACCAGAUGUCAAAUUCUUUAGUGAACAACUGGAAAAAUAUCACAAACAGCAUAAGGAUGCAGUAGCUCUAAAGCCCACCAGAAAUGUAGGAUUGCUGCUCAUUGACACAAAGCUGCUAAAGGAAAAAUUAAUUCCAUCACCUUUGCGAUGCUUGGAGGUGCUAAAUUUUAUGCUUCCUCUUCAAAGCAAGAAAAAAGUGGAUGCCAUUAUCUCUGAGGCACAAGAUGCAGAGUAUAAACUUGAGUUUGUUCCAAGUAUCACCAUAGAAUAUGUUAACAGCUUGAUAUUUCUGGAUGAAAUUCAGGAAAGGAUUGAAAGCCUGGAGGAGGAGGCGGACACGGUGAUGCAAAUGUACAGGCUGAUUGAGCAGUAUCAGGUCCCCACCCCUCCCGAAGACUUCGCUGUUUUUGCGACAAUGAAGCCAUCCAUCGUGGCUGUUCGGAAUGCCAUCGACAAAUCCGUGGGUGAUAGAGAUUCUAGCAUCAAGCAGUUCUGUGUGCAUUUGGGUAAAGACCUGGAAGAACUAAACAAUGAAGUAAAUGAAAUCAAGCUGCAAGCACAGGAUCCACAGAUUUUGGAUAUAAAUGCUGACCAAUCCAAAAUAAAGGUCUUGUUGAAUGACCUGCAAUUAGUUCUAGAAGAUCUUCAAAAACGUGCAUUUCAAUUCAAAUCCUAUCAGAAGAAUUUUAAGGUAGAGGUGUCCAAGUUCGAUGACUUGGAAGAAGUUAGUGCUGAAUUGAAGCUCAAAGUAUUGCUCUGGGAUUCUUACUCUGAAUGGGAUAAAAUUCAACAAGAAUGGUUAGAGUCCAAAUUUGACUCCUUGGAUCCAGAAAUGCUAAACUCCCAGGUUACUAAAUAUGCUAAGUUUGUGGCUCAAUUGGAAAAAGGCUUGCCACCCAACAAUGUAGUGCCCCAGCUCAAACAGAAGGUGGAAAAAAUGAAAGAAAAGCUUCCAGUUAUCAUUGACUUGAGGAACCCCACUUUGAAGCCUAGACAUUGGAAAACGAUUGAGCAAACUGUUGAUGCCACUCUAGUCGACCUCGAAACCCCACUAACCUUGGAGAAGCUCUCUGAGUUGCAUGUUUUUGACUUUGGCCAAGAAAUCCAGGACAUUUCUGGGCAGGCUUCUGGAGAAGCUGCCUUAGAAAUUAUUCUUAAAAGGGUGGAGGAUUCAUGGAAAACAACUGAAUUUGUCAUUCUGCCUCACCGAGAUACCAAAGAUGUGUUUAUCCUGGGUGGCACAGACGACAUACAGGUGCUUCUUGAUGACAGCACCAUCAACAUUGCCACCAUCGCCUCGUCACGUUAUGUGGGUCCUCUGAAAACCAGAGUGGAUGACUGGCAGAAACAACUUGCCUUAUUUAAUCAGACCCUGGAGGAGUGGCUGACCUGUCAGAGAAACUGGCUCUACCUGGAAAGCAUUUUUAAUGCUCCUGAUAUUCAGAGGCAGUUGCCAGCAGAGGCCAAGAUGUUCCUUCAGGUGGAUAAGUCAUGGAAAGAAAUCAUGAGGAAGGUGAACCGGCUGCCUAAUGCUCUUCGAGCGGCUACUCAGCCAGGGCUUCUGGAGACUUUUCAAAACAAUAAUGCACUGCUUGACCAAAUUCAGAAGUGUCUAGAAGCCUAUUUAGAAUCUAAAAGAGUUAUCUUUCCAAGAUUUUACUUCUUGUCAAAUGAUGAACUUCUAGAGAUUUUGGCUCAGACACGAAAUCCCCAAGCUGUGCAGCCACACUUAAGAAAAUGCUUCGACUCCAUUUCAAAGCUCGAAUUUGCUCUUAUGCCUCCUGUGGAAGGGAAAAUUCCUGGUGUUGAAGGAGAGCCAGAAAGAGUUUUCACUAAUGAUAUUUUAGCUAUGCUAUCUCCAGAAGGAGAAAGGGUGGGCUUGGGGAAAGGACUCAAGGCCAGAGGCAACGUGGAGGAAUGGCUUGGCAAAGUGGAAGAGGCCAUGUUCGCGUCUUUGCGGCGCCUGUGCAAAGGCGCCAUUGCUGACUAUCAGUUGAAACUGAGGACGGAGUGGGUGGUAGCUGGCCACCCUUCUCAGGUAGUCCUGACUAUUUCUCAAAUCAUGUGGUGUCGAGAUCUGACCGAGUGCUUAGAGACGGAAGGUGGCAAUUGCCAAGAAGCCCUGGAAGCUUUUGAGAAAGUCAACUUUGAGAGAUUAAAUGCCCUGGCUGCAUUGGUUCGUGGCAGUCUUCCUAAGUUACACAGAAAUAUCAUAACUGCCUUAAUUACUAUCGAUGUCCAUGCAAGAGACAUUGUCUCCGAACUUGUGACUAUGCAGAUAUCUGGAGUAGACUCCUUUGACUGGCAGAGGCAGCUGCGCUAUUAUUGGGACAUAGACCUGGACAACUGUGUGGCUCGGAUGGCGCUCUCAAUGUACACUUACGGCUAUGAAUAUCUAGGUGCAUGCCCACGACUAGUCAUCACUCCUCUCACGGAUCGUUGUUACCUCUGCCUCAUGGGGGCUUUGCAACUCGACCUGGGGGGUGCCCCAGCUGGACCUGCUGGCACUGGAAAAACAGAGACCACCAAAGACCUAGCCAAAGCGCUCGCCAUCCAGUGUGUGGUCUUUAACUGUUCCGAUGGUUUGGACUAUAAGAUGAUGGGGCGCUUCUUCAGUGGUCUGGCGCAGUCGGGGGCCUGGUGCUGCUUUGAUGAAUUCAACCGAAUUGACGUAGAGGUUCUGUCAGUCAUCGCCCAGCAGCUUAUCACCAUCAGAAAUGCCAAAGCUGCAAAGCUCUCUAGGUUCAUGUUUGAAGGGCGAGAAAUAAAGCUGAUUAUGACCUGUGCAGCCUUUAUCACAAUGAAUCCUGGGUAUGCCGGCAGAACCGAAUUACCAGAUAAUCUGAAAGCCUUGUUCAGACCGUUCGCAAUGAUGGUGCCAAACUACGCCUUGAUUGCAGAGGUAAUUCUCUAUUCUGAAGGAUUUGAGUCCAGCAAAAUAUUGGCAAGAAAAAUGACUCAGAUGUAUAAACUGUGCAGUGAGCAACUUUCUCAGCAGGAUCACUAUGAUUUCGGCAUGAGAGCCGUGAAGUCUGUACUGGUCAUGGCUGGGUCUUUAAAGAGAGAGAACCCAACCCUGAAUGAGGACGUGGUACUGAUAAGGGCUUUACGAGAUUCCAACUUGCCCAAGUUCCUCACGGACGAUGCGCUUCUGUUCAGUGGAAUCAUAUCUGACCUUUUUCCUGGAGUCCAAAUUCCGGAGCACGAUUACGGUAUCUUGCAGUCAACAAUUAUUGAUGUUAUGAUUAAGCAACAGCUUCAGCCUGAGCUGUGUAUGGUCCAGAAAGUGAUACAGUUCUAUGAAACCAUGUUAGUAAGGCAUGGUGUGAUGCUAGUCGGGCCAACAGGAGGUGGUAAGACCACAGUUUACAGAAUACUAGCAGAAACUUUGGGAAAUUUGCACAAACUUGGAAUAGACAAUCCCUUUUACCAUCCGGUUAAAACAUUUGUUCUUAAUCCUAAAUCAAUCACAAUGGGUGAAUUAUAUGGCGAAGUGAAUAGCGUAACCUUGGAAUGGAAGGAUGGCUUGAUGGCACUCAGUGUUCGAGCAGCUGUGAAUGAUACUUCCGAAGACCAUAAAUGGAUUGUCAGUGAUGGGCCGGUGGAUGCUCUUUGGAUUGAAAAUAUGAAUACAGUGUUGGAUGAUAACAAGAUGCUUUGCCUGGCUAACAGUGAAAGGAUUAAACUCACACCUCAGAUCCACAUGCUUUUUGAGGUUCAAGAUCUAAGGGUGGCCUCUCCUGCCACCGUCAGUCGCUGUGGAAUGGUGUUUGUUGAUCCUGAAGAACUGAAAUGGAUGCCGUAUGUUCAAACUUGGAUGAAGGGUAUUUCUAAAAAAUUGAAUGAAGAAACCCAGGAAUAUCUGCUGAACCUUUUCCAGCGUUAUGUUGAUGAUGGUUUAAAUUUCAUCAGUAAAAAGUGUAACCAGGCAAUCCCACAAGUGAACAUCAGCAAAGUGACUACACUCUGUUUCUUAUUGGAGUCUUUACUAUUUGGGAAGGACGGACCGAACUUGACAAUGGAACAAACAAAACUGAACACUAUACUAUGCCAGACUUUUGUAUUCUGUUAUUUAUGGUCUCUGGGUGGAAACUUAAGUGAGAACUACUGGGAUUCAUUUGAUACAUUUAUUAGAACACAAUUUGAUGACAAUCCUGAUGCGAGGCUGCCCAGCUCUGGCGACCUGUGGAGCGUUCACAUGGACUUCGACACCAAACGGCUGGAUCCCUGGGAACGAAUCAUACCGACCUUCAAGUACAGCCAGGAUGUUCCCUUUUUUGAAAUGCUCGUCCCCACGAUGGACACCGUGCGCUUCGGGUAUCUGAUGGAAAAGCUACUGGCGGUGAAGCAUUCGGUGCUCUUCACGGGAAUGACGGGAGUGGGCAAGUCUGUCAUUGCAAAAGGACUACUGAGUAAAAUCCAGGAAACUGCUGGCUAUGUUCCUGUUUACCUAAACUUUUCUGCUCAAACGUCAUCAGCAAGGACACAAGAGAUUAUUGAGUCAAAGCUGGAAAGAAAAAGAAAAAACAUUCUGGGAGCACCGGGAAACAAGCAAGUGGUGAUUUUUGUGGACGACCUAAACAUGCCCAGGUUGGAUCGCUACGGCUCUCAGCCUCCCAUUGAAUUGCUUCGACAGUACCAAGAUUUUCAUGGAUUUUACGACAGGAACAAACUCUUUUGGAAAGAAAUACAGGAUGUAAUAAUCGUAACAGCAUGCGCACCUCCAGGUGGUGGCCGCAACCCUGUGACGCCUCGCUUCAUCCGACACUUCAGCAUGCUGUGUCUCCCAAUGCCCUCUGAGCACAGUCUAAAACAGAUUUUUCAGUCCAUCUUAAACGGCUUCCUGAGUGACUUCCCACCAGCUGUAAAGCAGAGUGCACCGAACAUCGUCGAAGCUGCAGUGGAGAUCUAUAACAGAAUGAGUGUGGACCUGCUCCCAACACCAGCCAAGUCCCAUUAUGUCUUUAAUUUGAGAGAUUUAUCAAAAUGUGUGCAAGGUAUUCUCCAGUGUGAUUCAGGAACAAUAAGAGAAGAGAUGCAGAUAUUUAGACUCUUUUGCCAUGAAUGUCAACGGGUUUUCCAUGAUCGCUUGAUUAAUAAUGAAGAUAAAAACUAUUUCCAUGUCAUCUUGACAGAAAUGGCCAACAAACAUUUUGGAAUUACCACUGACGUGGAAUAUUUUUUGAGUAAGCCCAUCAUAUUUGGAGACUUUAUUAAGUUUGGAGCAGACAAGAGUGAUCGAAUUUACGAUGACAUGCCUGAUACGGAGAAAAUUGCAAAUGUUCUGCAGGACUACCUCGAUGAUUAUAAUCUCACAAAUCCCAAGGACGUCAAGUUGGUCUUCUUCCAGGAUGCUGUAGAACAUGUCUCAAGGAUUGCCAGGAUGAUCCGUCAGGAACGAGGCAAUGCUCUGCUGGUUGGGGUAGGGGGCACGGGAAAGCAGUCGCUUACGAGACUUGCAGCUCAUAUAUGUGGCUACAAAUGUAUGCAGAUUGAACUGAGCCGGGGUUAUAACUACGACUCUUUCCAUGAAGACCUGAGGAAGUUGUACAAAAUGGCAGGCGUAGAGGACAAGAACAUGGUUUUUCUUUUCACAGACACCCAGAUUGUAGUGGAGGAGUUCCUAGAGGAUAUAAAUAACAUCCUGAACUCGGGUGAGGUGCCUAAUUUGUUCGAAAAGGACGAACUGGAGCAGGUGUUAGCUGCCACGAGACCCAAAGCAAAAGAAGCAGGGAUUUCGGAGGGGAAUAGAGAUGAGGUGUUUCAGUACUUUAUCAGCAGAGUCCGUCAGAAGCUGCACAUUGUUCUCUGCAUGAGCCCCGUCGGGGAGGCCUUUCGGGCCCGGUGUCGGAUGUUUCCAUCCCUUGUGAACUGCUGCACCAUUGACUGGUUUGUCCAGUGGCCCAAAGAAGCACUUCUGUCCGUGUCAAAGACCUUUUUCUCCAAUGUUGACCCUGGAAACGUCGACCUGAAAGAGAAGCUCUCCCUCAUGUGCGUGUACGUGCACCUGAGCGUGUCGCAGAUGGCGGAGCGCUACUACACGGAGCUGCGCAGGCGCUACUACACGACGCCCACCUCCUACUUGGAGCUCAUCAACCUCUACCUGUCCAUGUUGAGCGAAAAGAAGAGGCAGUUGGUUUUAGCACUAGGUCGGGUGAAGAAUGGUCUGACCAAGCUAUUAGAAACGAACAUACUAGUAGAUAAAAUGAAAUUAGACCUCUCAGCUUUGGAACCUAUCCUUUUAAAAAAAUCACAAGAUGUUGAAGAGCUGAUGGACAAACUAGCAGUGGAUCAAGAGAGUGCCGAUCAGGUCCGUCAAAUUGUACAAGAAGAUGAAGCAAUGGCAAAGGUGAAAGCCGAAGAAACCCAAGCCAUAGCUGAUGAUGCUCAGAGAGACCUUGAAGAAGCUCUCCCUGCGCUCGACGCUGCCAAUAAAGCUUUGGAUUCCUUGGAUAAAGCAGAUAUAUCUGAAAUCAGAGUUUUUACAAAACCCCCAGAUAUGGUCAUGACAGUAAUGGAAGCAAUUUCCAUUCUCUUGAAUGCAAAGCCUGAUUGGCCAACAGCAAAGCAGAUCCUUGGUGACUCGAACUUCCUGAAAAAGCUGUUAGAAUAUGACAAGGAAAACAUAAAGCCUCAAAUCCUGGCAAAACUUCAAAAGUAUAUCAACAAUCCUGACUUUGUGCCUGAGAAAGUAGAGAAAGUGUCCAAAGCCUGUAAAUCCAUGUGCAUGUGGGUACGAGCAAUGGACUUGUACUCUCGGGUUGUCAAAGAAGUUGAGCCAAAGAGACAGAAACUCCGUGCGGCCCAGGCUGAGCUCGAUGUGACUAUGGCUACCCUGCGAGAAAAGCAAGCAUUGCUGAAACAGGUCGAAGAUAAGAUAAAGAACCUGCAAGAUGAAUACGACAAAGGCGUGAAUGAAAAGGACAGUCUAUCUAAGAACAUGUCCCUGACACAAGCGCGCCUCGUUCGUGCCGGCAAGCUUACAGCAGCGCUAGGAGAUGAGCAAAUCCGAUGGGAAGAAAGCAUUGAGAAAUUUGAAGAAGAGUUAUCCAACGUUGUUGGGAAUGUGUUCAUAGCCGCGGCUUGUGUGGCCUAUUACGGCGCAUUCACGGCCCAAUACAGGCAAUUGCUUAUCGACCUUUGGAUCACGGAUUGUCUGGAUCUGAACAUCCCAAUUGAUACUUCCUUCAGUCUCAUUAACAUCCUUGGAGACCCUUAUGAAAUACGGCAGUGGAACACUGAUGGGCUGCCUCGUGACAUGAUCUCAACAGAAAAUGGUAUUUUAGUUACUCAGGGGCGACGGUGGCCGUUGAUGAUUGACCCACAGGAUCAGGCAAACCGCUGGAUAAGAAACAAGGAAAUCAAAAGUGGCUUAAAGAUCAUCAAGCUUACAGAUAGUAACUUCCUACGUACACUUGAGAAUUCCAUCCGACUUGGUUUUCCUGUCUUACUGGAAGAGCUUAAAGAAACCUUGGAUCCAGCUCUAGAACCCAUUCUUUUGAAACAGACUUUCGUUAGUGGUGGCCGAUUUCUCAUUCGCCUUGGAGACUCAGACAUUGAUUACGACAAAAACUUCAGGUUCUAUAUGACGACCAAGAUGCCAAAUCCCCACUAUCUGCCUGAGGUGUGCAUUAAAGUUACCAUCAUCAACUUCACUGUGACCAAAUCUGGUCUUGAGGAUCAAUUGUUAAGUGAUGUGGUGCGACUUGAAAAACCUGAUUUGGAAGAACAAAGAAACCAGCUCAUUGUGAGGAUCAACACUGACAAGAACCAGCUGAAAGCUAUCGAAGAGAAAAUCCUAAAAAUGCUCUAUACUUCUGAAGGAAACAUUCUAGACAACGAGGAACUUAUUGACACCCUCCAGGAUUCUAAGAUCACAUCUGGUGCCAUUAAAACCAGGCUGAAAGAAGCAGAGUCCACCGAGAAGAUGAUCAACAUCGCUCGUGAGAAGUACCGCCCAGUAGCCACACAAGGUUCCGUCAUGUACUUUGUCAUUGCCAGCCUCUCCGAGAUAGAUCCCAUGUACCAGUAUUCCCUAAAAUAUUUCAAGCAGCUGUUCAACACAACCAUCGAAACUUCUGAGAAGUCAAACGAGCUAGAGAAGCGCCUGGACAUACUGCUGGAGCAAACGCUCCUGACGGCUUACGUCAAUGUUUCCAGAGGGCUUUUUGAACAGCAUAAGCUCAUCUACAGCUUCAUGCUGUGCAUCGAGAUGAUGCGUCAGCAAGGGAACCUCACGGACGCCGAAUGGAAUUUCUUUCUCCGGGGCGCUGCAGGAUUAGAGAAGGAACGCCCUCCUAAGCCUGAUGCUCCCUGGCUACUUCCUGCCACAUGGUUUUCCUGCUGUGACCUAGAAGAGUCAUUUCCAGUUUUUCAGGGAAUUACACAGUAUCUCCUAUUACAUCCCAUUUCCAUAACCUUAGGCUCUUUUGAAACUCAUAUUAACCCCGUGGACUGGGAGGGGUACGAGCAGGCAAAGGCAGAAGAGCAAGAUCUGACCCCGGAAAAGGGGGUCCAGAGACAAAGCACUUGGAAUCCAGAACUGAGCUCUUUCCACAAGCUCAUUCUUAUUAAGUGUUGUAAAGAAGAAAAGGUGGUUUUCGCUCUUACAGACUUCGUGAUCGAAAAUCUUGGAAAACGUUUCAUAGAGACGCCGCCUGUGGAUCUGGCUACUCUGUAUCAAGACAUGUCCUCCAACACUCCCCUGAUAUUCAUCUUAAGCACCGGUUCCGAUCCCAUGGGCGCAUUCCAGAGGUUUGCCCGAGAAAGUGGAUUUUCAGAACGAGUGCAGUCCAUUUCCCUGGGGCAAGGCCAAGGACCCAUCGCUGAGAGAAUGAUCAAGGAUGGAAUGAAGACAGGGAACUGGGUGUUUCUGCAAAACUGCCAUCUUGCUGUUUCGUGGAUGUUGGCAAUGGAAGAGCUCAUUAAAACCUUUACAGAUGCAAAUAUCGUGAUGAAGGACACUUUCCGUCUUUUUUUAAGUUCCAUGCCAAGUAGCACAUUUCCUGUGACAGUUCUGCAAAAUUCUGUCAAGGUAACAAAUGAGCCACCAAAAGGCUUACGUGCAAAUAUCCGACGAGCAUUUACGGAAAUGACACCUUCGUUUUUUGAAGAGAACAUACUCGGGAGGAAGUGGAGACAAAUAAUAUUUGGCAUCUGUUUCUUUCAUGCAAUUAUUCAGGAGAGAAAAAAGUUUGGCCCUCUUGGUUGGAACAUCUGCUAUGAGUUUAAUGACAGUGACAGGGAGUGUGCACUGCUGAACCUGAACCUUUACUGCCAAGAAGGAAAGAUCCCCUGGGACGCCUUGAUUUACAUCACUGGUGAAAUUACUUAUGGUGGCCGAGUUACAGACACCUGGGAUCAAAGAUGCCUUCGUACUGUCUUGAAAAAAUUUUUUUCUCCUGAGACACUAGAAGUCAAUUAUAAAUACUCUGAAUCAGGCAUCUAUUUUGCACCCUUGGCUGACAGCCUACAGGAGUUUAAGGACUACAUUGAACAUCUGCCUUUGAUAGAUGACCCAGAAAUAUUUGGAAUGCAUGAAAAUGCCAACUUAGUUUUCCAGUACAAAGAGACCAACACUUUGAUCAACAUCAUCCUGGAAGUUCAGCCCAGGUCAUUUUCAGGCGGUGGGGGAAAAAGUAAUGAUGAAAUUGUUCAAGAACUUGUUGCUUCUGUCCGGGCCAGAGUGCCAGAAGCACUGCUGAUGGAGGGUGCUUCAGAGGGCCUGUUCACCAAGGAUUCCCAAGGCCGCGUGAACUCCUUGACCACAGUCCUUGGACAAGAAGUGGACCGAUUUAACAAUCUGCUGAACUUGAUACAUACUUCUCUAGAAACACUGAGGAAAGCCAUUGCUGGGCUUGUAGUGAUGUCUGAGGAGAUGGAGAAGGUCUAUAACAGUUUCCUCAACAACCAGGUCCCCUCUCUCUGGUCCAACACAGCCUACCCUUCCCUAAAACCGCUAGGAUCAUGGGUGAAAGAUCUUAUUCUGAGGACUGCAUUUGUGGAUUUGUGGCUCAAAAGAGGACAGCCGAAGUCCUUCUGGAUCUCUGGGUUCUUCUUCCCUCAAGGCUUCCUAACAGGGACUCUCCAGAAUCAUGCCCGGAAAUACAAUUUGCCGAUAGAUGAGCUCAGCUUCAAGUACAACAUGAUUCCCAUCUACCGGGACCAAGCUACAGUGAUAGAAGCUGCCAAGGCGGUGCAGUUUGGACAAGAACUGCCCAUGGACAAAGAGCUGCCCUCCCCCGAAGACGGCGUUCUGGUUCAUGGGAUGUUCAUGGAUGCUUCCCGAUGGGACGAUAAGGAGAUGGUGAUAGAGGACGCGCUGUCUGGACAGAUGAAUCCAAUGCUGCCCGUGGUGCAUUUUGAACCUCAACAGAAUUACGAGCCCAAUCCUACACUGUACCAUUCCCCACUCUAUAAGACAGGGGCCCGCGCAGGCACACUGUCAACCACAGGCCACUCGACUAACUUUGUGGUGACCAUCCUCUUGCCCUCCAAGAGAUCGAAGGACUACUGGAUCGCCAAGGGCUCGGCUCUGCUCUGCCAGCUGAGCGAGUGACAAGACGCCUCCCCGACCAGCCAGCAAGGUCUGCGGGGUUUCCAUUGGAACACAUCGAGUGCUUGUUGUUUUUGCUUUUGCUUAAAGGGUAGUGUCGGUGGCUUGUAUUUCACAUAGAAUCGGCAAUAAAGUGGUUUGCUGCCUGUUGCUCA
This is a messenger RNA of Echinops telfairi (small Madagascar hedgehog), 12623 nucleotides long. RefSeq names its product dynein axonemal heavy chain 6 (gene DNAH6). Gene Ontology annotation, molecular function: dynein intermediate chain binding; dynein light intermediate chain binding; ATP hydrolysis activity. The record is from RefSeq and is a predicted model, not a curated record. The transcript is spliced from 76 exons. NCBI's taxonomy places the organism in Eukaryota, Metazoa, Chordata, Mammalia, Afrosoricida, Tenrecidae. The coding region runs from base 1 to 12471 and encodes 4156 amino acids. Gene Ontology annotation, biological process: microtubule-based movement. Gene Ontology annotation, cellular component: dynein complex.